AUGUCCGAGAAACUCCCCCUCGCGCAUCCGGCGCCCGAGCUCACUGCUCCGGAACCACGCCGCGCCCGCCGGACCGCGUGGUGGUCCCUCAUCCCCGCCGCCCUCCUCCUAGUCUACCUGCACAAGCCGUCCUCCGCGGCCAUCCCAUUCCUCGGCCACGGCCACCACCGCAACGCCUCGCCUGCCGCCAACGCCUGUCGCCAGGUCGACCCCCUCUUCCCGACCCAAAACUCCUCGGGCCUCACCCAUCUGGACUCGUACCUCGACAGCCCCAAGUUCCGCAAUGAGACCGUCGCCCGCCUCUCCGGCGCCAUCCAGAUCCCCACCGAGUCCUUUGACAACUACGGCCCCGUCGGCGCCGACGACCGCUGGGACAAGCUGCUCCCCUUCUCCGCCUACCUCGCAAAGACCUUCCCCAAGGUCCACGACACCCUCCGCCUCGAGCGCGUAAACACCCACGGCCUGCUGUACACCUGGCAGGGCUCCGAUGCCGCCCUCAAGCCCACCGUCCUCAUGGCCCACCAGGACACCGUCCCCGUCGCGCCCACCACCAUCGACAGCUGGACUCACCCGCCCUGGAGCGGAGCCUACGACGGCACCUAUGUCUGGGGACGCGGCGCCAUGGACUGCAAGAACUCACUCAUCGGCAUCCUCGAGUCCGUCGAGCUGCUGAUCGACGCCGGCUUCGCCCCCAAGCGCACCGUCGUCCUGUCCUUUGGCUUCGACGAAGAAGUCUCUGGAGAGCGCGGCGCAGGACACCUCGCGCCAUUCCUGCUCGAGCGCUACGGCAAGGAUGGAGCCGCCAUCAUCGUCGACGAAGGAGCCGGUUUCGACUCCCAGUGGGGCCAGACCUUUGCCCUCCCCGGCACCGCUGAGAAGGGCUACAUUGACGUCGAGGUCAUCGUCCGCACCCCCGGCGGCCACAGCUCCAUCCCCCCCGAGCACACGGGUAUCGGCAUCCUCUCCGAGCUCAUCACGCACAUCGAGGCGAACCUCUACGAGCCCGAGCUCAUCUCCGGAAACCCGUACCUCGAGAAGCUCCAAUGCGGCGCCUCGUACGCGCCAGAGUUCCCAGACAACUUGCGCAGACUGCUGCCUGCGGACACCCAGCAGAUGUGCAAGAAGAAGACGGACCAACUCGCAAAGGAAGCCGCCAAGGCGGGCCCGCAGGUAAAGUACCUCUUCACCACCUCCGUAGCCACCGACAUCAUCGAGGGCGGCGUCAAGAUCAACGCCCUGCCGGAGCGCGUCAGGGCGGUCGUCAACCACCGCGUCAACGUCGGCGACAGGACCGCCAGCGUGCAGGACAAGCUGGCCGCGCUCGUGCGCCCCAUCGCGGACAAGUACAAUCUCACCCUCCACGCCUUUGACGGCGAAGCCGAGACGCCGUCGAGCAUCACGCUCAAGGGUAACGAUAAGGUGCUGGAGCCCGCGCCCGUGACCCCGACCUCGGUUGAGGGCGUCACGCCGUAUGGCAUCCUGUCCGGGACCACGCGCGCGUUGUACGGCGAAGAGGUUGUCGUUUCGCCGGGUCUCAUGACGGGGAACACGGACACGCGGUACUACUGGGACCUGACGCAGCAUAUUUUCCGCUUCUUGCCCGGGUUCGACCCCGAGAGCGACGAGUGGGCGGGCAUUCACACCGUCAACGAGAAGACGAGCGUCAAGGGCCACGUCAACCUCGUCAAGUGGUACACCAUCUUCUUGAGGAAUAUCGAUGAGGCUGAGUUUGCUUAA
This is a messenger RNA of Colletotrichum orchidophilum, 1737 nucleotides long. Its product is annotated as peptidase family M20/M25/M40. Gene Ontology annotation, molecular function: metallocarboxypeptidase activity. Bases 1 to 1737 code for a protein of 578 amino acids. The transcript has a single exon. NCBI's taxonomy places the organism in Eukaryota, Fungi, Ascomycota, Sordariomycetes, Glomerellales, Glomerellaceae. Gene Ontology annotation, cellular component: fungal-type vacuole lumen. The record is from RefSeq and is a predicted model, not a curated record.